Molecule: messenger RNA, 1174 nt
Organism: Asparagus officinalis (garden asparagus)
Lineage: Eukaryota; Viridiplantae; Streptophyta; Magnoliopsida; Asparagales; Asparagaceae
Product: translation initiation factor IF-3-like
Exons: 10
Coding region: 1-912 (303 amino acids)
Biological process (GO): translational initiation; ribosome disassembly
Molecular function (GO): translation initiation factor activity; ribosome binding
Source: RefSeq, a predicted model, not a curated record
AUGGGGUUCGAGCGACCGGGCUUUGCAAGCGGAGCGCCAAACGUGGGCGACGACGGCCUUGAAGGUGGAGGCUGUCUUGUUGGCCUUGAGGAGUUUGUUUGGUUCUCGAGAGGUAGAGAUUGCGGAGACGAAGGAGGAUUUGGCGUCGUGGAUGGGGGUUUGGGGGAGUACUCAGGGUGUCAAAGAGGACGGAGGGAGGGAGCGGGAGCGGAGGAGGGUGCGGUCGAGGAAGGGGGGACGGGACGGGGGAGCGGGGUUGCGAGCGAGUUCGGACCACGCAUUGACAAAAUGGAGGGCCCGAGGCCGUCGCGCAGUGUGAUGGACGGGCUGGGGCCGAGGCAGACCCCCGCCGCACUUGAAGAAGGUUACGCUGUAGUGAAGAAGCAAAGCUUCAGAAGGGGAGCUCCGGCUUCGUCGACCCCGGCUACUAAUCCCGCCCUCGAUCUCGACCAAAUCCAGUCUAAUUCAGUAAGGUUAUUAGAUCAAGAGCAGAGUAUGGUCGGCGUUAUGUCUCUAGAUGAGGCCGUUCAAAUGGCAGAUGGUUCUGAGAUAGUACUGGCAAUAUUGUCUCCAGGUGCAGAUCCUCCUGUUCUCAGGCUCUUUGACAGCGAGGAUUACAAAAAGCAUAAGUUUGAGCAGCAAAAGAAAAAAAGGGUGCAGCGGAAAAGAUCUCUUGCAAACCGUGUGGAUAUUAAAGAGGUCAAAAUGGGGUACAAUAUUGACUCCCAUGAUUAUUCUGUGAGGCUAAGGGCUGCCAAAAGGUUUCUCAGUGAUGGAGAUAAGGUAAAGGUCAUUGUGAACUUGAAACGUCGAGAAAAUGAGUUCAAAGAUAAAGCUAUUGAACUGCUCAAGCAAUUUCAGAAUGAUCUCUGGGAGCUGGCAAAAACGAGGAGAGCAAGAAUUUCCGUUUGAGAGACAUAUUCAUGGCUUUAAUGCCUAAUAAAGCAGUAACACAGAAAGCACAGGAGCAGCCAAAGAAGAAGGAAGGACGGGCUAAAGAAGCCCCAGCCAUUGUCUAAUUGAUCCGUGGCUCUUGAUGGCAGUUUCAGAGGCAAUUGAUUAAUUUGCAUCAUGGUGAAAAACUCCUCCAUAUUUUUGUAGACAGGUUUUUUACUGAUGAUGAGCCCUUUUGUCAGAUGAGCUUUAGUGCAGGAAGUGAUUUACUCUUAACAUU